Messenger RNA from Frankliniella occidentalis (western flower thrips), 2727 nucleotides. Its product is annotated as multiple coagulation factor deficiency protein 2 homolog. The transcript is spliced from 6 exons. Gene Ontology annotation, molecular function: calcium ion binding. The coding region runs from base 16 to 768 and encodes 250 amino acids. NCBI's taxonomy places the organism in Eukaryota, Metazoa, Arthropoda, Insecta, Thysanoptera, Thripidae. The record is from RefSeq and is a predicted model, not a curated record.
GUACUCUUUCUCUUCAUGUAUAUUUUGCAUUCAUUACUCUUGUUUCGUAACAUUGGCUUCACAAUGAAAACAGCUGGGUUUUGUGUCCUACUCUUAGGCGUUUUUUCAUUGUGUAAUGCGCAGCAACGGGUAGCACCAGGUGUUCCUCCCCAGCAGUACCAGGAUCCAAUGCAACAUGUUCCUCAGCACGUACCCCAACAGCAAAUGCACAUGCAACAAGUCCCCCAAAUGCAGCAAGUUCCUCAACAGCAGUACCAACAAGUGCAUAACCAAGUGCCUCAGCAGGUGCCACUGCAACAGCAACAUGUCCCUCAACAGCAGCACAUACCACAACAGCAACACGUGCAGCACGCACAACCUGGACAUGGUCAAGCUCAUGGACAUGCACAAGGCCACCAUGGAAAUCCUCAAAUCCUUAAUGCAGCUAACAUUGCCCAAGAGAAGCAGCACAUUCAAGAGCACAUGGAGGUUCCAAUAGAUACAUCUAAAAUGACUGAUCAAGAACUUCAAUUCCAUUAUUUCAAAAUGCAUGAUGCAGAUAACAAUAAUAAACUAGAUGGCUGUGAACUUAUUAAAUCACUCAUCCACUGGCAUGAGGAAGAUGCAAAAAGCUCUACAGAAGGCUCUGACCAUCAUUCUGAUCAUCAUCCACCAGUUUCCCACACUGACAAGGAUCUUGAGGAUAUGGUGGACCCCAUUCUUAGAGAAAUGGACAAAGAUGGGGAUGGUUACAUUGAGUGGCACGAAUACAUCAGUUCUCAGCAUUGAAAGUAAUGUGCAGGUUUUUGUUUCCUGUAAAUGUCUCUAUACAGUAAUUAAUUUGUCAAUUCCAUGAGUGAAACAUUUCAUUCUUUGUUUAUUACUUUUAAACAUUCAUUUUAAGAGCUAAAUUUAUUCAUUUAUCUUAUGGAGUAUAGUAAAUCUUUCAAUUGAAAUAUUUUUGUACAAAAAACUUCAGAUCUCUUUCAGACAUAGAUCGUUACAGCAACAUGCUCAUCUGGAAGAGUUUAUGAUGUGGCAUGUUUUACUUACAGUGAGACAACUUUCUAGAUUUUAUUUACGGACAUUUCACAUACUGCAUGUGAUUUGCCAUUGUGAUUAAACAUAUUUCUGAAAUAAUUAAUUAUACACAGAUUGUUUAUGUAUCUCUAAGGUAUGACUAUUUCACUUAAAGUAUGUAGCAUUUUUGAGGUGCCCCUGUCCUUCACAAAUUGUUACAACCAUAUCAUAGGAAAGUAUUCAUAAUAUGUAUUUUGAUUGUUGAAUGGCUAUUAAUUAUUUGAUUUAUUUUGACCUGUCAGAGAAAUACAAGUCAGAAUUUUCUGUCAUUUUAAAUUUUUUAAGUGUAGUCGUCUGUUUGCAGUACAAAUUCCUUUUUUUUUUUUUUUAAAAUGGAGUAGUUUUGGCUCUUGAUACAUCCUGCUAUGAACUUUGUUCAGUUGUUGCUUCCUGAUUUGCAUGUGAAGGGUAUGGUUUCUUCUUGGGGAUUUUGUUUGAUGACUGAUUAUAGUUUAUGAACUGUUCAGCAAUUUUUUCUGUUACUUUACCAUUUGCAAUACAGUUGUUGUUUUAUUUCUUGGACCAUGACUAAAUUUAGGUUGUGUGUGAGGUAGGCUUUAAUGAAUGAAUGAAAGGCACUUUUUGUUUUUAAUUCGUUUAGGUGCCAAAAGUUCUUGUAUGUAUACUUGAAAAAUUAUCUAAUCUAAAUCUCCAGAUUCUGUUUCUCUAUAUAAUAUUUUUGUAGGGGUGUCAAAUUAUGUAGUUAUUCUCAAAAAAUGAAAGGAAAGGAAUUCAUGCAAAACAUACGGUAAUAUUUAUGCAUGUGCAGUAUUACAGAAAGCUUGUUUUAAAGACUGACGAUACAAUUAAUGAUAAUUUUCAUUCUGAUUCCUCUUUUUUAGAUGUGCUUUCACUCUCCCUCCAUCAUUAUCAUUAAACAUUGGUCGUCUGCCAUGUAAACAGGUGUUGGUUGAUAGAACUCUUCAGUGCUCUAUUCACUGUGUCAAAUCCAAUAUUUAUGUUUUUGUAUCAUAUUUCUUUUCUCCUAAUGCAGCUUUGAUCCAAUUGUAUUUACAAGUAGUCUACAUCUUCUCUACAGUAGAUGUAAAUGUACAUUUUUUAAAAUCUGUAUUUUGUGAAAGUAUGAAUCUUAUGCAUAUUCCAUAGAAUCGAAUGUACAUAGCAUAGGUACAAUUUUAAUGAUGUGAUUAGUAGCUGUAAAGCUCAAGUGAGUUUCCACAUUCCCUUAAUGUUCUGCAUUCUUUGUAUUUUUAGCUCCUAGAGCUGUUUUAACAUUAACUCUCCAUCACAUUACCUGUUGAGUUUUUGAGUAACUCUUUUGUCCUUUUUACUUUGAGCAAUUCUGUGUGAUGAAGACAAAAUUAAAUUAAAAUCCAUACAUGCAUGUUCCACGUUUGUUUUAAGUAAGUUUGUCAAUACGCGUUGCAGAUGUUGGAGAUUGUGCUGCUCAAAGUUAUUAUGGAAGGCUAGUGCUAAAUAUUUGAGGUUGUGUGCUACACUGUACAUUUUGAUGUUUUAGAGGUGCAAUGUAUAUUUUAAAUACAAAUGCAGUAUGUUCUAGAGAUUUGUCUGCUUCAAUGAAAUUUUUUUAUGUGAGACAUUUUCUUCAAUUUAAGUUUUGAUUUGCUAUGUUUGUGGUUGUAUUAAAAUAUUAACUCUUCAAUGAAUUGUCUGGAAAAUUAGGAAUAAAAUAUUGUUUGUUACAGA